UUGUUUACUACAGGAACGGGAAGGGGAAAACCUGGCUACAGUAGAUGUAGAUCCUAAGUCACCAUCUUUUUCAAAAGUGAUCCACAGGCUGCCUAUGCCUUAUGAAGGUGAUGAACUACAUCAUUCUGGAUGGAAUUCCUGCAGUUCUUGUUAUGGAGAUCCAUCAGCUGCUCGACGAUAUCUCGUCCUGCCUUCACUAGUAUCAGGACGCAUUUAUGCAAUUGACACACAAAAGGAUCCAAAGGCUCCCAGUUUGUAUAAAGUUGUUCAGCCAGAUGAUGUCAUCAAAAAGACAGGAUUAGCAUUCCCGCACACUACUCACUGCCUUGCUUCUGGUGAGAUAAUGUUGUCAUGUCUCGGAGAUAAAGAUGGAAAUGCUGAGGGGAAUGGAUUUCUUCUUCUUGAUUCAGACUUUAACGUGAAAGGAAGGUACUGUAUUGUUGUACUCUCUUGAGUCCUGAAUUUUCCUCUCCUGGUUUUGUUUGUUUCCACUUGCCUUGGUCUCUCAUGGAUGGUUAUAUUUUAAAACCAACUGAGUAGUUAAGAGCAAGAAAAUUACAGAAUCCCUGCAUGUGAUCGGGCAAGUCCUCUUUUGAUUCCUUGUACCUUGAUUAUCACAUUGUUUUGUUGUAUUUUAUGUUCUGUUACUAUUUGUUGUUUCUUUUACUUCCGUUACUUCUUUUUCUGGACUGCUUUGGACUGUUUUUUCUUG
Molecule: messenger RNA, 712 nt
Organism: Solanum stenotomum
Lineage: Eukaryota; Viridiplantae; Streptophyta; Magnoliopsida; Solanales; Solanaceae
Product: selenium-binding protein 2-like
Exons: 2
Coding region: 95-454 (119 amino acids)
Molecular function (GO): selenium binding
Source: RefSeq, a predicted model, not a curated record